AUGACUGAGCCAAUCCGCAUAAUCCAGCAUAACCUCAAUCGGCUUAGAAUUGCAAGCCACCAGUUAGCUGAGGUCUGUAGAGCUAACAAGACGGAUAUAGCGUUGCUACAGGAACCAGUGAUAGCACGCGGAAAGGUUGUUGGAUUUGAGACCUUCCGACAAAUCCACUCGGGCAAUAAGGCCGGAGCCGCCAUCAUCAUAAUGAACAGCGAGGUGCAGGCCCUCAGUUUCGAACAGUACAAAACGGACUACACAGUCGCGGCCAGUUUGGGGCUAAACGAACAUAAAAUGAUAGUUGUAUCUUCCUACUUUAAGUACUCCCUGGCCACUAACGUGUUCAUUGAGCAACUACGACCGAUCCUCGAUAUGGAAGCCAGAACUAUAGUCGGGGCCGAUGUUAAUGGCCACUCAACUCUUUGGCACUCCCCCGAGAGUAACGAAAGGGGGCGCCAGGUCGAAGACCUGGUGGAAGAUUACCUGCUUCACACGGUGAACAGAAGAGGUACGAUCAAUACCUACGACCGACCUGGUAUGGGUACAUCCAAUAUCGAUGUCACCCUUGCCACGAGAAACAUGAUGGGCCAAGUGACUGACUGGAUGGUAACCGACGAAACAGAUAGCGACCAUCGGGUGAUAAGCUAUAAAGUCGCGAUAGCAAGGACGCGUCCAGAACCUGGUCCCAUAAGAUACAAUACAAGUAUGGCAUAUUGGAAUAAAAUGCUAGCCUAUCUAACGAUGAACGUUGGGAACGUCGAUGAACGGACGGUUGAUAGCCAUGCGGACGGACUAGUAACGCUCCUAAAGUCCGCCGCAGACAUAAGCAUCCCGCGUACCAAGCCGCGUAACCAGAAUAAAGGCAGGCAAAUAUGGUGGUCCCCCAGGCUAACUGAACUAAAGAAAACGCUGGAAAGAUCCCGGAGACUUGGCCAAAGAACCGGCGAGCCUGAGGUGUAUAGGGAACACUGA
Molecule: messenger RNA, 966 nt
Organism: Macrosiphum euphorbiae (potato aphid)
Lineage: Eukaryota; Metazoa; Arthropoda; Insecta; Hemiptera; Aphididae
Source: the annotation of a GenBank genome assembly